AGAGAGAUAAGCAGUAGCCCCAGCGCCCCAUGGCUGCGCUGCGAAGGGUAGCACUUCUACUUGCGAUAUGCCGAUGUAUAGAUGCCGGAGGCAAGAGGAAGGCGGGCUCGUCAAAGGCUUCAAGAAGCAACAGCAACCCUGCCCCGGAAAAUUGGAGCGACAUUUUGCAGAGCGUCUAUGAGCUUUCGCAGAAGGCGAUGAGUGGAGCUGGGUCAAGUGGCGGAAGCAACUCUGAAGACUCUGAGGCUGAUAAUAUGUCAUCAGCAUUCCCUGACAGCCUGAAAGGGCUGUGGGAGGCCAAUCUGCAUUCUCGAAUCAUUGAGCCGUGCGAGCGCUGGGUCAAUGCCAGCGAUGAGAAGAUGAUGCGUACGGAGCGUAUCGCCAGUGCAAAAUUCAAUCUUUGUGGCUGGAAUGCAUUUUCUGGAUUUCUGGCCGGGGCUGUCCCAGUGCCUGGUCUCGAUCUUCUUGGAAGUGCUGGUGCUGGGUUCCUGCUGCAGGCGCAAGGCGCCUGCAUUGUAGCCAAGAUUCGGGGCUAUGACGUGCACGAUGAGAAGACGCAGGCAAUGAUGCUUUGGGCCCUCACGGGCGAGGCUGGUUCAGAGGUGGCCAAGAAAGUCGUCCAAGUAGCCACGAAAACUGCUGGCACAACAGCCGGACGAGCAGCACUGAAGAGUAUGCCGAACCAGGUGUUCAAGCAAUUGAACAAGGCGGUCUGGCCACUUCUGGGCCGGCAUCUCAUUACCAAGGGCCCGCAGGGGUUACUGUCACUUGCCAAGCUCACGCCUCUUGUGGGAUCUGUGGUGGGCUCCGUUGCCGGUUCUGCCGUGGAUUGGAAAUUCUGUCAGUUGGCGAUAGACCACGCGGACCAGCAGGUUUUCCGCAUGAUCAACAAGGAACAGGAGGAUCCUUGUUCAGCGGCAAAGGAACUACGCAGAUUUCUGAUGGACAGUGACUUUGAGGAUGAAGUCAAGGCCUUGAUGGACGCCCAACUGGAUUCAGACACCAUUUGUGACGUGGAGAAGUCUGAUCUGCAGGAGCUCGGCCUUCCCCUGGGGCGAAUCCUGAAGCUUCGCAAGAAGCUUUUUGGCCCAGACGGACCUUGCCGUCAAGAGUUGUAGACGGUUUUGCACUGACUAGUUCUCGGCGGUGAUUUUCCAAAGGACUUAAGUCGAGACAUGUGAAAUUGAUCGAUUGCAGGUUUCUUAGGACGCCUCCUUGAUAGGAGCUUUGUUUGCACGUGCCUUCAGUCGAUGUAAUACAGGGAAAGGUGGGAGUAUAAGACUGUGAGGAGUCUCAGCGAAUAGAGCAAACAUGAGCCUGGCAGGGCUCGCCGAUCUUGCAGAGCAAGACAGACGGGUUGGUGAUCCUUGGAUAGAUUGUCGAAAGCAAACGGACGAAACCUGAAAGAGGCCUCGGC
Molecule: messenger RNA, 1417 nt
Organism: Effrenium voratum
Lineage: Eukaryota; Dinophyceae; Suessiales; Symbiodiniaceae
Source: the annotation of a GenBank genome assembly